Notodromas monacha is the source of this 2727-nucleotide messenger RNA. The record is from the annotation of a GenBank genome assembly. NCBI's taxonomy places the organism in Eukaryota, Metazoa, Arthropoda, Ostracoda, Podocopida, Cyprididae.
AGACGUGGCGGAAAGGAUGAGUUGUGGCGCCACAGCAGGGAGCCCGUGCGCCAGCCGCUGCUGAAGAAGCUGCUGACUAAAGAGGAAUUGGCCAUGGAGGCUGUUGGCGCUUUCACUGCGAUAUUGAAAUACAUGGGAGAUUUGCCGUCGAGAAGAUCGCGUACGGGCAACGAGCUUACGGACCAAAUAUUCGAUGGACCCUUGAAACAUGAGAUCCUUCGAGAUGAAGUGUACUGCCAAAUCAUGAAACAGCUGACUGACAAUAGAAACCGGUUGUCUGAAGAGCGCGGAUGGGAACUCAUGUGGCUCGCGACCGGGUUGUUUGCGUCUUCGCAAAAUCUUUUGAAGGAGCUUAACCAGUUUCUGCGCACUCGUCCCCAUCCGAUUGCCCUGGACGCGAUUCAGCGGUUGCAGAAGACCAUCCGGAACGGGCAAAGGAAAUACCCGCCUCAUCAGGUGGAAGUUGAAGCGAUUCAACACAAGACCACGCAGAUCUUCCACAAGGUUUACUUUCCCGAUGACACGGACGAGGCUUUUGAAGUUGAUUCGAGCACGAGAGCCAAAGAUUUCUGCGCGAGCAUAGCGCAGAGGUUGAAUCUGAAAUCCAGCGAAGGAUUCUCCCUUUUUGUCAAGAUAGCAGAUAAGGUCAUUUCUGUGCCCGAAGCUGACUUCUUCUUUGACUUCGUUCGUCAUCUGACUGAUUGGAUUAAAAAAGCUCGUCCUUCUCGAGAUGGAGCGACGCCUCAAUUCACGUACCAAGUGUUCUUCAUGAAGAAAUUGUGGACGAAUACAGUGCCUGGUAGGGAUCGAAAUGCGGACAUCAUUUUCCACUACCAUCAAGAACUUCCGAAACUCUUGCGAGGAUAUCACAAGUGCACAAAAGAGGAAGCAAUGAAGCUUGCUGCAUUGAUUUACCGUGUACAUUAUGGUGACUCGAAGGACGAAUUUGCGUCUUUGCCUCAAAUGUUGCGUGAACUGGUGCCGAAUGACCUCAUUAAGACCGUAGGAACUAUGGAGUGGAAGAAGGGGAUAAUGUCAGCUUACAAUCAGGACCAAGGGAUGUCUCCGGAAGAUGCCAAGAUUGCCUUCCUGAAAGUGAUAUUCAGGUGGCCGACGUUCGGGUCGGCCUUCUUCGAGGUGAAGCAAACGACGGACCCGGCGUACCCGGAACACCUUUUAAUCGCCAUCAACAAACACGGUGUUUCCAUGAUCCAUCCGGUCACGAAAGAACUGCUCGUCACUCACCCUUUCACUCGCAUCUCCAACUGGUCGUCGGGCAACACUUAUUUCCACAUGACGAUCGGCAAUUUGGUGGUUCGCGGGUCCAAGCUGCUGUGUGAAACCCCGCUGGGUUACAAGAUGGACGACCUUCUCACUAGCUACAUUUCACUCAUGCUCACUAACAUGAAUCGCCAGAAAACUUUGGGUCGUUCCGCCGGGAAGCAGUGAUGAUGCUUUGCCCUCUUGUCCUAGGUUCGAAACAAUUUUCUCGCCUAACAUUAUUUUUCUCGUCGACAACGACGAGAUGAUUUAACCGAAAUUCGUCUGCUGAGCUAGCUGUCAAGGGGCGGCAACAGAUUCAGCCAUGAAAUUUUUAAACUGCCAGGGCUUCUAGAAAAAAAGAAGAAGAAGGAAGAUGGGGUUUUUCAGCUAGAGUUUGCCGCAGUCAAAAAUACUGUUCUAUUUUUCAUCACUUCCAAAGCAUCAUCAAAAAAUAUUCAUAUUUUCGGCCGAGGAAUUGAAGUUUCAGACGAGAAUCACGUGAUGGUUGUGUCUUGAAUGCGUCAAGCAUUUUACUUCCAUAUAAGAAGAUGCUUUUUCACUCUUGCUCAUGCAAAAGAAAUGCUCGGUGACGUACAAAGAAGACCUCUGGACAAUCCGGUUUGAACUUUUUUUUAAGGAAUGAAUUUAUUUUUUUCGUGGUUGAAAAAAAAAACCAGAUUGAAAGUUCCGCUUUGUUCCUAAUUCUCGGAGAUGUACUCGAAGAUUCUGCAUUUUUUUCGUAAUAAUCUAUUGGGACCAUUUAGAAAAUAAUUUAUUGGAAAUUUAUCCUUUUGAUUGUUGAAGAUGAAUUCGCGAUUUUUGGGGUGUAUUGAGUUUUUAUUUGGUUAAAGAAAUCUGCUGGAAGUUUUGAAAUUCGUUACGAGUUCUCUUCUCGUUUCUUCGCUGGAGAUUUAUCCGUUAGGUUCGUCUAUUUAUUGUUUUGAAGUUAUCUCAAAUCAUGAAGUUGAAUUUUGUUUGUUCUUGAGGUGAACGAAGAUUAUGCCCGGGGGGGGGGGGGGGUUGUUUUACCUAUUGCAGCAUUUUGAACCGUUGAAUGCGAUCGUUGUACCCGCCGUGUGUGUGUGUAUGAAGGAUCGUUGAGGUGAUGCUCGGCCAGAGCGGGUGUUGGAAAGAAGGAAGUUAUAUUUCUUUUUUUUUGUUCGUGCUGAGAUGCUGGUAUCGCUGCAGCUUAUAUUGGAGUAGAGAUGUGUAGAUACAAAAAACAAACAAAAAAGAAAUGCGGUCAAGUGGAAUUAUUAUCCGUCCUCCUGUUUGAAAUCGUGUUUCGUGGUUAACGCGAUAUACAUUUCGUUAUUUAUUCGAAAUGAUGCCAGAGAUUUUGUUCUUUUCCGGGAAAAUGCUGUGGAUGACGAAAAAAUGUAUUUUUUGUCGUUAUAUUCUUGUGAGAAUUUUACGUCGACGAUGAACAAUAAAAAGAAAGCCUGAGUAUGUGGAACACCUCAA